CUGGGGCCUUGGGGUUCCCCUGACUUCCGACUGUCCCUGUGGCUGCCCUUCCGGGAUGGCGACAUUUCCACGGCCCAGUGACGGCGGUCGUGCAGACGCGGCGGGCGCACUCGUGGCUGCAGCGGUCUGUCUCCGCAGCUUUCCUGCUCCUGUCCCCAGGACCCGCAGUUCCCAGCCUGGAGUCGGGUGUCCCGGGUGGCUUGAGGACAUGGGGUGCUGGGCAUGUGCCGAGCGGCGCCGCCCGCCCAUCCUGACUGGCCGAGCCUAGGCUGCCAGAGCGAGGAUCCUCUCCCCAGGCUCCGUGCGGCUCCCUCGCCUACGCCUUCUGCUCCAGCGGCCGCGCAGCCGAGCGGAAAGCCGCGGUGGCGUGCUACCGGGCCCACACCCCUGCAGUACCGAAGCCCGACUGAUGUUGCAGGGUAAUAGGGACCCAGAUGCAGUUCCAAGGGGCUCUCAUCCAGACCUAGGCCCAAGCGCGCCUUCUGUGUGUCACUGUGGAGCGAAGACACUGGGUUCCCUGGUUGCUGCCCCAGGCUUAAUGAUUGUCCAGAAGGCGGCUAUAAAGAGCCUGGGUGGAGGAGGGAGCAGAAAAACACAGCUCAGCAGAUCCGGGCACUAAAGGGAGCUGCGAGCAGGAGCAGUCAAGAGGCUGUGGUCAGAAGCACUGUGACCUGGCCAGCAGGGCCUGCUUUUUCUACCAUGGCAGCCCAAGGCUAUGGCUAUUACCGCACUGUCAUAUUUGCGGCCAUGUUUGGGGGCUACAGCCUGUACUACUUCAACCGCAAAACCUUCUCCUUUGUCAUGCCAUCCUUGGUGGAUGAGAUUGCUCUGGACAAGGAUGAUUUGGGGCUCAUUACAAGCAGCCAGUCGGCAGCCUAUGCCAUCAGCAAGUUUGUGAGUGGGGUGCUGUCCGAUCAGAUGAGUGCUCGCUGGCUCUUCUCCUCUGGGCUGCUCCUGGUUGGUCUGGUCAACGUCGUCUUCUCUUGGAGCUCCACAGUGCCAGUCUUUGCUGCUCUCUGGUUUCUUAAUGGCCUUGCACAGGGACUAGGCUGGCCCCCCUGUGGGAAGAUCCUGAGGAAGUGGUUUGAGCCUUCCCAGUUUGGCACUUGGUGGGCUGUGUUGUCAACCAGCAUGAACCUGGCUGGAGGUUUGGGACCUAUCUUGGCAACAGUCCUUGCCCAGAGCUAUAGCUGGCGCAGCACACUGGCCCUGUCUGGGGCACUGUGUGUGGUUGUCUCCUUCCUCUGUCUGCUGCUCAUCCACAAUGAACCUGCUGAUGUUGGACUCCGAAAUCUGGACCCUACCCCCGCCAAGGGCAAAAAGGGCUCAUCAAAGGAGGACAGCACCCUACAGGAUCUGCUGCUGUCGCCCUAUCUAUGGGUGCUUUCCACCGGCUACCUUGUGGUCUUUGGAGUAAAGACCUGUUGUACAGACUGGGGCCAGUUCUUCCUUAUCCAGGAAAGAGGGCAGUCCGCCCUUGUGGGUAGUUCCUAUGUAAGUGCCCUAGAAGUUGGAGGCCUUGUAGGCAGCAUUGCAGCCGGCUACCUGUCAGACCGGGCCAUGGCAAAGGCAGGGCUGUCGAUGUAUGGGAACCCUCGCCAUGGCCUGUUGCUGCUCAUGAUGGCUGGCAUGGCAGCGUCCAUGUUCCUCUUCCGGGUAACGGUGACCAGUGACUCACCCAAGGAUGCUUUCUGGACUCCUGCUCUCCAUCCUUUGGCUGAGCUCACAGGCUUUACCGAGCACGAGAUCUGGAUCCUGGUGCUGGGAGCUGUAUUUGGUUUCUCUUCUUAUGGUCCCAUUGCCUUGUUUGGAGUCAUAGCCAAUGAGAGCGCCCCUCCCAACUUGUGUGGCACCUCCCAUGCUAUUGUGGGACUCAUGGCCAAUGUGGGUGGAUUUCUGGCUGGGUUACCCUUCAGCACCAUCGCCAAGCACUAUAGCUGGAGCACAGCCUUCUGGGUGGCAGAAGUGAUCUGUAUAGCCAGCACAGCUGUCUUCUUCUUGCUUCGAAAUAUCCGCACCAAGAUGGGCCGAGUACCCAAGAAGGCAGAGUGAAGACAGCACUCAACUCCGGAGCGUCCCCAACUGCAUCCUUGCUGUCAGGGCACAGAAACGGAGAGGGGCUGCGCUGGUCAGCAUAGAACCUUCGCCUUUCUGUGUCUACACUGUCUCCCUGGACGUCCAUGGUGCUGCAAGUUAUCACUGGCAAAUGAGAUCCCAACUCCCCAUCCUACUCUCUAUUUAAAUGGUGGUUUUGUUUUAUAGACUCCAUCAACUUGUUUCUACCAUCUAGUCAUCGACAGACAACUCCUGCAUUCAGGGCGUCUCCUAUACCCUUCAUUCUCUCCUAGGCCCUGUCCUGUUCCCAUCUCCUAGUGAGGUGAAGCUGUCUCUCCAGCUGCAGAACAUUAAUGGCCUGUGGUUUCUGUUGUAUCCCAAGGCUUCUUGGCAGGGGGCAAAGUUAUUGCUAAGUCCCUAAGGGAAGAGAGGAAGCAACCACUCUCAUCAAUACCCUGGGGCAAAAGGGAGGAACACAGAGGGUUAGACUUGUUAGAGAUUAAUAAAACUAGAUUUGAUACUAAA
This is a messenger RNA of Meriones unguiculatus (Mongolian gerbil), 2580 nucleotides long. RefSeq names its product solute carrier family 37 member 4 (gene Slc37a4). Gene Ontology annotation, cellular component: endoplasmic reticulum membrane. Gene Ontology annotation, biological process: phosphate ion transmembrane transport; glucose-6-phosphate transport. Gene Ontology annotation, molecular function: glucose 6-phosphate:phosphate antiporter activity. The record is from RefSeq and is a predicted model, not a curated record. Lineage: Eukaryota; Metazoa; Chordata; Mammalia; Rodentia; Muridae. The transcript is spliced from 10 exons. The coding region runs from base 700 to 2052 and encodes 450 amino acids.